AAAAAAAAAAAAAAACGUAAGAGUAGACUCUAGACCCUUCCAUUUCGCGGAAGCCUCCAGACCCAUCUCCUUCCUCACUUUCCCACCCUAUUUCUCUCUCCCAAACUUUCUCGCUUUUUCCCAUUCCUGUUUCUCUACAAAAAUCCCUAGCUCCCCAAAUCUCAGAAAAGAGCUCCAAACUUUCUCCCUCUUGCAUUAAUGGCGAAGUACGGCGAGGGCGACAGGCGAUGGAUCGUCGAGGACAGACCCGACGGUGCCAACGUCCACAACUGGCAUUGGUCGGAGACCGACUGCCUCGAAUGGAGUCGGAACUUACUCUCGAAGCUUCUCUCCAACCUCGUCGUCCUCGACGGCGAGGGCAAUCUCUUCGUCCGGACCAAGAAGGUCGAGAAGGUCGACGGCGAGGCGUACGUUAACGUACGGAAGGGGAAGAUCAUUCCCGGCUACGAAAUCAGCGUCGCGAUCCCGUGGGAGGGCGAGGCCAAGGACGCCGACGGGAAGUCGCUACUUAAGGUGGACGGCACCGUCGAUAUUCCGUACAUCGCCGACGAGAACGCCGACGAGGAUCCGGAGAUUAGGGUUACGGUGAAGGACGAGGGGCCGAUUGGGAGAACGUUGAAGGAGGCGAUGGCGGCGAAGGGGAAGCCAAUUAUUUUCGAGAAGGUUAGGGUUUAUGUUGAAACAAUGGCUAGAGGUGGCCCCGCUAAGGACGCUUUGGAGAGCAAGAAGGUGGAGCCGAAGAGCUGGACGAGUCCGUCGGUGAAUUCUGUGGCGGCGGCGGCGACGAAGGAGGUGGUGGAGAAGAAGGAGGUGAAGAAGAAGGAGGCGAAGAAGGAAGGGUUUAAGACGAUAACGAUGACGGAGAAGUUCAGUUGCAGAGCAAGGGAUAUGUACGAGAUUUUGAUGGAUGAGAAUCGGUGGAAGGGAUUCACGAGUAGUAAUGCGAGGAUAAGCAAGGAGGUUGGUGGAGAGUUUAGUAUUUUUGAUGGGUCAGUGACCGGUACGAAUCUGGAGUUGCAAGACGGGAAUUUGAUCGUUCAGAAAUGGCGGUUUGGAAAUUGGCCUGAUGGGAUUCAUUCGACGGUGAGACUGACUUUGGAUGAACCUGAACCGGGAGUUACCGUUGUGAAGCUAACACACACUGAUAUUCCAGAGGAAGAUAGAUACGGGAAUGCGACCGUGGUGGAGAAUACAGAGAGAGGAUGGCGGGAUCUGAUUUUCCACAAGAUACGUGCGGUCUUUGGUUUUGGACUUUGAGUUCCUUUUUUUUUUUUUUGGAUAGUUUCCUUCAAAAGUGUGGAAAUUUCUUCAAGCAAUUAAGCAUUAAUUUGCAUCUUUGGAUAUCUAUCAUUCUUGGAUUGGUAAUAAUAUUGGAGAGGUGUGUUGAAUUUUUGUUCCA
Molecule: messenger RNA, 1399 nt
Organism: Morus notabilis
Lineage: Eukaryota; Viridiplantae; Streptophyta; Magnoliopsida; Rosales; Moraceae
Product: activator of 90 kDa heat shock protein ATPase homolog
Exons: 3
Coding region: 199-1257 (352 amino acids)
Biological process (GO): protein folding; positive regulation of ATP-dependent activity
Cellular component (GO): cytosol
Molecular function (GO): protein-folding chaperone binding; ATPase activator activity
Source: RefSeq, a predicted model, not a curated record